UUGAAAGCCAUCAUCCCAGCUGUUGGCCUACAUCUGCCUUUUACAUUCACAUCCUAAAGGUCACGUCUGAGGCCCUCCGGGCCAGCUUCUAGAGACACAGGGGUCAGCCAAGCCAGAGCGUGCCACCUUCCCACCAAACACACAGCCAGGACUUCAAAAUGACAGAGAAAUCGGAGCCCCUAAAGGACGUGACACCCACAGAGAGGAAGUCCAUGUGGAGGACCGCCGAGGAGAGGCGGAUGUCUGACCUCACGCGGGUGCUGGAGUGGCUGGAGCGGAGACAGGGGAAGAAAAGACUCAUUUUCCAGCAGAAACCCAAGGGGAUAGUGCUACCGAAAGUAAAUGGAAAGGAAGAAAAGAAAACCCAAAACAUCCAGAAACAGCAGAAAGGAAAACCCCAGGGGGCAUUCAUCAAGAAGCCCUCCAGUCACGUCGCCAAGAACGGGGACCCCAUCAUGUACCGAAGGCUCUACAGUAUAGACCCGAAGGGACCCCGCCUCAGCAUAAUUCCUGGCAACUACACCAAGGAUGGCCCCAGGAAAUCCGAAAUCAACAUCAAGGACGCCAUCGCCCUGGAGUCCACGCAGCGGCCCCUGUCCUACCGCCACCAAAGCAUCGCCGACUCCCUGCUGCAGGAGCCGUCAGCCUUCAGCGCUCGGAAGUCCACCCUCCUGAGAGACUGGGUAAUGAGCAGGACGUCCGACGUGUCCUACGAGCGCAAGCUGAGGAGCCUCAUGGAGAAGGGCGCGGAGCCCAAGGCCGAGGCGGUGAGGAUGCUGAAGCCCGAGGAGGUGCUGAGCUGCCGAUACCUGAGGUUGUCCAAGAACAACAUUCGAACCUUGCUCAAGCUGUGCAAGGAUGCAGGCAUGAAUGUGGACAUCCAUCCCCACAUGGUCGAAGGAGAGAUAGAUGCCAAAAAGGUGUUCGCCCCAAACCCCAGCAUAGCCCUCUAAGCAGCUCGUCUCCCCGGCCACCUCAGGGUCCCUCUGUGUUGGGCCCUCGCCCCCCACACAACAUCCUCUGGUAUGGCACACCAAGUCCUUCAAACCUGGUGCAUCCCUUUUAGAUGGUCGUGAUUAGCAAACAAGGCUAAACUGCAUGGAU
Molecule: messenger RNA, 1104 nt
Organism: Canis lupus familiaris (dog)
Lineage: Eukaryota; Metazoa; Chordata; Mammalia; Carnivora; Canidae
Gene: C2H16orf78
Product: chromosome 2 C16orf78 homolog
Exons: 5
Coding region: 159-953 (264 amino acids)
Source: RefSeq, a predicted model, not a curated record